AUGUCGUUUCUCUACCGAUCUACACCUCUUAUGCGGACCGCGGCCAGAGCGUCUGCGCUCCAGCAAUCGCCACGCCUCUUCUCUACCGCAAUUGUCCACCAGAAGUCGGCCACUGAAGCUGUGAAGGAUGGCCUCAAGAAGGUCGACCGAGCCGUAUCUGAUGUGGCUGUUGCCGGUAUCGAUAAAACAGGUAUGCUUGAACCUAAACAUCGAUUCACCGAUUCCGCUAACACGACGAUCGCAGUCGAACUGAAGGACAAAGCUUCCGACGUCGCCGGAAUCGAGAGCUCGAAAGCUAAGGGCAAGGCCUCGGAGGUAACCGGUGAAGCCAAAGGCAAAGCCGCUGAACUGUCAGGCGAAGCCAAAGGAAAGGCUGAAGAAGUGAAGGGGAAGAUGUCAUAA
Molecule: messenger RNA, 402 nt
Organism: Capronia coronata CBS 617.96
Lineage: Eukaryota; Fungi; Ascomycota; Eurotiomycetes; Chaetothyriales; Herpotrichiellaceae
Exons: 1
Coding region: 1-402 (133 amino acids)
Source: RefSeq, a predicted model, not a curated record